CAAAUGCUUAGCUGACGGCUGUCCGCGUGCUUUUCUGCCAUAAGCGCUGCAUAUUUGUUGAAAUCCCUGCCCCGCCUAUAUUUUAUAAAGCUGGAAUUUCGUGAUACUGUUUAAAUGAAAUUCGCGGCUGGGUAGUGUCGCUUUAAUUUUUUAUUUAUAUAUUAUUUUAGCACACCGCAAUGGCUUCUUCCAGCAACAACAACCCUGGUCGCCACGCCCGUACAGCCCUCAUGGAUAUCUACAAGGCCGAGCGCUCCUGGGACGGAUGGAACUCUGACGGAAUCACCAUAACCAACGACCUGGUCAACCUGCUUCUCCAAGCACACAACUCGCAAGAGCCUGCCGUUUGGCACCCGACCCUUCCGCAACUUUUUCCCGACGUGGCCGAAAAGUUUCUCACCACCACACUAAUAACAGCAAGGCACAAAAUCGACCAACUGCAGCACAAAAUCACCAUGAUGAACCGCCAAAUCGACCGCAUAGACGCUGCCUCCGAGUUGCUCAUCAAACUGCUCCCGCCAAAGGGUAGCUCUGUGGAGUUUGUGGAGCCGCUGCUGUUUGGCUCUGUGACGUGGUAUGCGGAGUUGGCACAACGGGUGGAGGGUGCAUACAGAGCUGCCGUGGAUAUGAGAGUGGGGCAUAUUGCAGAGCUGGAGAAGUGCAUUGAGGGAUUCGAGUCGGUGCAAGGCGGCGCGAGGCUGGAUAGUGACGAGCAACUGGUCAAGUUGUCUUAUUGGCUGCACUCGCCUGGACUUAAGAACGCGAUUUUGCUGGACACCACAUCGACGCUGAUGCUCAGCGACUUUGAUGAAUUGGUGCGCAUGGAGUUGGGCAUAGAGCAAAUUUAGAAUAACUUGGUGCCUGUCUUGAAUGUUUGAAUUUCGUUGUAUUUAAAGUGAUGUUUAAUAAUAAAAGCGUGG
Molecule: messenger RNA, 920 nt
Organism: Kickxella alabastrina
Lineage: Eukaryota; Fungi; Kickxellomycota; Kickxellomycetes; Kickxellales; Kickxellaceae
Exons: 1
Coding region: 180-848 (222 amino acids)
Source: RefSeq, a predicted model, not a curated record